Messenger RNA from Cylindrotheca closterium, 957 nucleotides. The record is from the annotation of a GenBank genome assembly. Lineage: Eukaryota; Bacillariophyta; Bacillariophyceae; Bacillariales; Bacillariaceae.
AUGAUGAAAGAGUUUCCUUGUGGCCAGAUGCCAUCACCGAGGGUAUCAAUGGAAAACUAUAGGCAGCCAUUCGAUCCAGCAAUCUUUUCUUUCCCACAGCAGCUCUUCCUCCUGUUACAGAUCGCUGAAAACUCUCAUCAGGAAGAUACCAUUUCGUGGGCCCAAGAUGGAAAAUCGUUUACAGUACAUGAUCCGAACGAGUUUGAGAAAAAAAUGCUUGUCAAAUACUUUCAAAUGAAGAAGUAUGCAAGUUUCACAAGGCAGCUUUGUGCCUAUGGAUUCUCAUGCGUCCGACAAGGCCGAAAACCGGGACGAUAUUAUCACCCUAUCUUCGCCCGUGAUGACUAUAAUGCUUGUAAUAGUAUCACGAGAGGGUCAGGCAAGGCAUAUCUCAAACAGUCGUUCACAUACACUGGUGAUAGGCCGAGUUCCAUUGUUCGAAUGGAGAAUGGCAACUUUCCAAGCACUAACUUUUCUCUGAUGGAAGAUCACAGUUAUAAUUUCAAGAUGGGAAACUUGACACCAGCAUCUUAUUUCUUGCAGCCUAUAUCAGCUCCUUCUGGAACAAUGAGAGCCGUUCAGGAGCUGAAACAUAAGCGUGAGAGAGAAAAGACGAUUCAUGCUUGUUAUGCAAGGGAACGGGCUAUGUCAGAGCUAUCUGAUGACGACGAAGCAAGCAAUCCUGUUGCAAAAAGUCCUUCAUUCAGUCCAUCUCGAUAUGGAUUGAAUCCAAGUGCUCGCCACAGCGACCAUCACGGCCAAAAGUAUGGCUCUCAUCAUGUCCGAUCACAAAUUCUGCCCAACGAAAACGAAUCUUGCCGAGCUUCCCCCCAAACAAGGCACCAUGAAGGUUCAUCAGAUGAUGCUUCAUCAUCAUCAUCGUUGGAACCACGAACCAUUCAAGAUAUGAUAGAGGAACCAGAACUUUAUUGGGCGAAGAGGAAGAAAGGAUCAUGA